Molecule: messenger RNA, 2152 nt
Organism: Portunus trituberculatus (swimming crab)
Lineage: Eukaryota; Metazoa; Arthropoda; Malacostraca; Decapoda; Portunidae
Product: OTU domain-containing protein 3-like
Exons: 7
Coding region: 313-1497 (394 amino acids)
Biological process (GO): protein deubiquitination
Molecular function (GO): cysteine-type deubiquitinase activity
Source: RefSeq, a predicted model, not a curated record
UUCCGCCUAGAAUUGCGUCAUGGCUCGUGUUUAUCCGCGUGACGUCAUUUCCUGUCCAUAAUAUGACAUUUAAGGUACCCCCUCCACUUUAUAUUUUCAAAUUGGACUCACAAAUUGUCACUGUAAUAAAUGUAAUAGCUAAAACAGUAUGGUAGACCGUCGAUAGCUAUUUUCCGAAGGACGGGUAAACAGCCAUCAGCUGGAGCCAGCCGAGGUCUCUGAGGCAGCUGCGGAUCGCCGUAUUUCAGAGCACAACAUCACCCCACUGGGAAAUACUGCUUCCCAAACACUGCCCCAGGUCCAGAGUGAACAAUGGCACGCAAGAGAGAGGAGCGUGCAGCUCACAGUAGCAAACGAGCAGCCAGGAGGGAGAGGCAGAGCAAUGGCCAAGACCAAAAUUUUGUGUCCUUGAAGCAGCAGCUAGUGGCCAUGGGUCUAACUCUGAGAGAGAUCCCUGGGGAUGGGAAUUGCUUAUUCCGGGCACUGGGAGACCAGCUGGAUGGCACUACCACCAAUCAUCACAAGCACCGCCAUCAAGUGGUUGAUUACAUGAGGCAGCACCGUGAGGACUUUGAGCCUUUUGUGGAGGAUGAUGUUCCUUUCGAUAGGCACUGUAACAAUUUAGCUCAGCUGGGUACCUAUGCUGGCAAUGACUGUAUUGUAGCUUUUGCCCGACUAAAUCAAGUAUCUGUGGUCAUCCACCAGCUCAACACACCUUGCUGGCAAAUCAAUGGCACCGAGUCCAAGAAGGGCGUGAUGGAGCUACACAUCUCGUACCACAAUGGAGACCACUACAACAGUGUCCGCCGUCUUGGGGACUCCACUUCUGGUCCUGCCCGCAUUAAGAUGUCCACUACUACACUUUCCUCUGCUGCUACUGCUACUGCAGCUGCUGCUGUUCCCAAGGCCUCCAUGAAGGGGUUCGAGGAUGAUGAUUAUGAUGAAGAUGAAGAGGAGGGUAUAAGGGAAGACAGCUAUGAAUGUCAUCUUCUCCAUCUUCCGCAUAUGUCUAAUGGUCAUCAUGGGAUGAGCCGGAUGGAGCAAGAGCUGAUGGAGCAGACUGGCUGUGAGGACUUGGGGUUGGUACAAAAAUACCUGUGCGCCCAUGACUAUCAAGUGCGUGAAGCAGCAGAUGCUCUCAUCAAUUACAUUGUUCACCAGCACAAAGGGGAGUAUCCACAAACUUCACCAAGCUGUAGUCAUGGUCAGCUGUGUAGCCCUGAAGGCAUCACUUCUAGCCCUAUGGUAGGAGGAAUGGGAAUGUCCAGGAUGCCACCAACUUAUCGCAAGAUGACCCAACAGGAAAAGCUCCAUCACCGUCUGCAGACUCAACAGCACCUUUCUAACUCCAAACGGAAGGAAUUGAAGAAGCAGCUGAGAAAACAAGAGGCCAAUGAACGCAAGAGGCAACGACAGGCAGGGCAGGAGUUUGAUGAUUUUGGUGCAGAUGAGUCUGAGGUGAUCUUGGUGAAGGACAUUGGGUGCCUCAGCAUCUAGCCACUCACUCUUGGCUGCUCUUUCUCAGGUGGAAAAGUUUAACAAUAUACUUGUAUUCAGCAGUGGUUUCAGUUAUUCUUUACAGAAUUUAACUAAAUUGUUCCAAAAUAAAGGCAUUUAAAUUUUUGAAAUAAAACUGCAUAGCUUUCUUGUGUGUGUGUGUGUGUGUGUGUGUGUGUGUGUGUGUGUGUGUGUGUGUGUGUGUGUGUGUGUGUGUGUGUGUGUUUAAAUUAAAGGACAUUGUUAUCUUUAUGUGUGUGUGUGUGUGUAUGUGUGUAUAACAGUUCUGUUUAAAACAAGAAAGGAGACCAUCCUACACCAAACAUCCAAAUUGAUGUCUGCUAAUCUACAGAUUGUGAUUCAAAAGAAGAAUGUUAAAUAUUUGUAAAAUCAGCCAAGGUGACAGUUCAGCAUGAUGAUGCACUCCACUGCAAGGUACAAUAGGGCACAGGUCUGGGAAAUAGUAUUGCAUCUUUGUGUAAUUGUUCACUGUUACUUCUUCACUAUUUCACAUGGAUGAGAGCUAAAGGAAGCACACUGAACAGGAGGUAAUAGGCCACGAGCACUAAAGCCUCAACUGUCGAGUGAUUUACCAUGCUGAAGAGAUCACUAUUUUACUAUUUCAUGUAUUAAGAAAAUAAAGUUCAUAAAUUAU